Molecule: messenger RNA, 2437 nt
Organism: Argiope bruennichi
Lineage: Eukaryota; Metazoa; Arthropoda; Arachnida; Araneae; Araneidae
Product: gastrula zinc finger protein XlCGF8.2DB-like
Exons: 2
Coding region: 500-1528 (342 amino acids)
Cellular component (GO): nucleus
Source: RefSeq, a predicted model, not a curated record
AAUCGUUCCUAAUGUUUCCCCCUUAUGAACUUCUAGUGGGGGGUUCAAGCGUCCUCCGGUUAACGAAUCUCGAAUGAUGUAUGUAGUACAGCGUGGGUGUAUCGUGAUGGCUUGUAAAUAACUGUAACGUUUGCUGUGUUGUGGUUGGUGUCUUUUGUGUUCAUGUUUUGUGCUUGUGUCAAAGAAAGCAAGUAUUUUAAAUGUUGUGUCUGCUGGAACUGAUUAAAAGCGCUGGAGCAGCUGGUAGCUACUAAGAAUCUUUACAUAACACUCGCCAAAAGUUAUAAUAAAAAUAAGAAAUUAAUCAACAGUACAAAAUACUACUUAUAUUUGAUGGCUUCUGAAGGUGGCUUGAGUGUGAUGAAGACGCAAAGUUUAUUUCGAAACGAAUAAAAAAAUUCCAAUGUUUAUGUACAGAUAAAAGGCAUUCCCCAGAGUUAAAUGAUCAGUGCUACAAUUCCAUCUCAUUUUUGAGGGGGGUGGGGAAUAAAUUCUGAGGAUGGAAGUCUCAAUCAAGGAGAAUGAAACACAUUUAUUUGAUGAUCAUUGUGUUAAAUCGUUUGGUGACGAUACAGCGGUACGAACUCAAGAUUUCAUAAAUGAGACCCGUUUCGCUUGCGAUUGUUGUAAUAAAGCAUUUCCCCAGAAAAGUGACUUAAAUGACCAUGUUUGUACUCCUAUGAAUGAAAAACUUUAUUCUUGUGAUGCAUGCGGUAAAGGAUUUUCUCGGAUAAAUUAUUUAAAACAACACGCUCGAAUUCAUACAAAUGAAAAAGUUUAUUCUUGUGAUGCAUGCAGUAAAAAAUUCCUUCGGAAAUUUCAUUUAAACCAGCAUUUAUUUUCUCAUACAAAUGAAAAAUUAUACUGUUGUGAUGUGUGCAGUAAAGGAUUUUCUCAGAAAAAGUAUUUAAAUCAACAUUUACGUAUUCAUGCAAAUGAAAAGGCUUAUUCUUGUGAUGAAUGCUGUAAAAGAUUUUCUCAGAAAGCUCAUUUAAAUCAGCACAUACUUACUCACACAAAUGAAAAAGCUUACUCUUGUGAUGUGUGCAAUAAAGGAUUUUAUCGGAAAGCUCAUUUAAAUUUACACUUGCUUACUCAUACAAAUGAAAAACCUUAUUCAUGUGAUGUGUGCAAUAAAGGAUUUGCUCAGAAAAAUCAUUUAAAUCAACACUUGCUUACUCAUACAAAUGAAAAACCAUAUUCUUGUGAUGUGUGUAAUAAUGUGUUUUCACGAAAAAAAAAUUUAAAUCAGCACUUGCUUACUCAUACAAAUGAAAAGCCUUAUUCUUGUAGUGUAUGCAAUAAAGAAUUUUCUCAAAAAAAUAAUUUAAAUCAACACCUUCGUACUCAUACGAAUGAUAAACCUUAUUCUUGUGAUGUAUGUAGUAAAGGAUUUUCUCGGAAAAAUCAUUUAAGUCAACAUUUGCGUACGCAUACUAAAGAAAAACCUUAUUAUUGUGAUGUAUGCAGCAAAGGUUUUUCUCGGAAAGCUUAUUUUAAUCAACAUCUGCUUACUCAUUCAAAAUAAAAAUGUAUGAUGAUCAAGCUAAUCUAUGCAAUAAAAAUUUCUGAAAAACUAUUUUAGAUGAAUGUUAUCGAAUUCACACCAAUGCAAGUUUUAUUGUUGCCAUCUAUGCUGAAAAGAAUUUUCUCAUUAAAAUAAUUUUAAUCAACACAUCUUGCGAAUAAUUCUUGUGAAAGAAAAUUUUUUUUGUUCAUUGUCAAACAUUUUCUAAAAAAAAAAAAAAAAAAAAAGAUCUUAAAUGAUUAUUAGCGUGUUCAUACAAGUUGAAAAACAUUUUUUCCGGUUGCUAUUAAUAUUUAAGAAUUUUGCCACGCUGAAUAUUUAAAUGAAUAUUAUAUGGAGGAAGUCCUGGAUAUGCACUGAGUUUUAGUUAUGAGCUUUUAUAAAAAUUUUCAUUAAAAUAAAAUUUGCAUUAUUCGGGUGUGUGGUGAUUCUAGAUUGAAUGUUACCGACGAAAUCUCUGAAAAUAUUUUUGUUUCCGACAAAUGACGCAAUAUGUCAAACGGCUGUUUUAAUUGUCUUGGAUUUAAGAAUUGGCCAUUUCUUCAUUUUCGAUAAAUAUCUUCUUCGCGGUUGCAGGUUGUCUUUCUUUUCUGUUCAUUGAUCAGAAUGAAUCAAGAAAAGGCGACGUAACUUUUCUUUCCGUGAAACCGUGAGAUACUGCAGCUGUGUUUCAUUUCAAAGUGAUUUGACUAAACAACUAUCUACUUUUGAAGAAUAAUAUUCCAGGAAUUUUACUGAUGAAAAAUUUGUCUUUUAAAUAUGAGCCUUGAUAUGUAUAGUUCGUUAAAAAAGUAUCUUAACACAUUUGUAAUUUAUUAAUGUGAAAAUGAAGUAAAAAUAUUUCAUUAAAUCCUUUCUAAAUAUGUGCAAAUUACAUUUGCGUAAAGAGCUGUUUUUAUAUUUAUUUUC